Penicillium malachiteum is the source of this 702-nucleotide messenger RNA. RefSeq names its product GRAM domain-containing protein. NCBI's taxonomy places the organism in Eukaryota, Fungi, Ascomycota, Eurotiomycetes, Eurotiales, Aspergillaceae. The record is from RefSeq and is a predicted model, not a curated record. Gene Ontology annotation, molecular function: chromatin DNA binding; transcription coactivator activity. The transcript has 3 exons. The coding region runs from base 1 to 702 and encodes 233 amino acids. Gene Ontology annotation, cellular component: nucleus. Gene Ontology annotation, biological process: positive regulation of DNA-templated transcription.
AUGUCUAUCAACUGGGUGAUGCUCCAUGAUCAGGAGGACUUUGUCCGCCUUCCUAACGAACGCCUAAUCUACACCUCUCCCCCGAGAACCAGCUUCUCGUUGACACCACCAUCUGGAUACAAGGGACCCGAAUCUCUAUCGGUUCCAAGCAGCGCUGGUCAUAUCUAUCUAACCAACCAACGUGUUGUCUAUCUCCCUUCCCAGAAAUCCCCGGCCUUCCAAUCAUUCUCAAGCCCAUUACUCAAUAUCCGCGAUUCUCAUGUAUCAGCGCCCUUUUUUGGUCCCAAUGUUUGGACUGCCCUCAUCCAACCGGUUUCAGGAGGAGGCAUCUCCCCAUCCCUUCCAGCCAUACAGAUAAAGGUAACCUUCAAAGAGGGCGGCGCUUUCGACUUUCACACGAAUUUUGAGCGGAUUAAGGAACGAUUGGAACAGGCGGUGGAAAACACAGGAGAGGGUGUCCGGGGACUCCGAGGGGUGGAUCUUGCUGCAGUGCAUCUGGAAGAACUCCCAGCCUACGAGGGUCCAAGUAAUCCCAAGCCGAGCGAGCCUGCUAGUACCAACGAUGCUUUGAAUGCGCCUCCAAGUAAUCAACGAGCAUCAGUUCUAGGCCCGGAGCCUAUGGAACCUCCACCGGGAUAUGAGGAAGUUCAGCAACAGAGUGUGGCUAAUGAAUUGGAGGAGCGAUUGCGACGGGCCAGUUGA